AUCAAUUAAUUGAAACACUGAAAAAAUAGCAUAUAUUUGUCAUGGUAUGUUGGAGCAUGCCAAUAGCAUAAACCUUCUUCAUUAAGGAAAUUCUAUCACUCUUUUGCUCAACUGUUCAGCAUGUUGUUGUACCUGCAGCUGACACUACCUCCCUUGUCUUAACUUUAUUCAUCUUAUUUAUCAAUCAGUUCCAAAAACUCAAACUAUUACAACUUCACCAAUCACACACUCACACCAUUCUUUCAUUUUGCUGUAAAAAAAGUAAUCUUUUAAACUUCUCACUUCUGAAUUCCAAUACCCAAAAGACCAUCAAAUUCAAUGGCUUAUGGCAGAAGCAGAACCUCCUCUGUUUUGGAUGGGUUCACUCUGAAUCCCCUGCCAUAUCCUGUUCUGUUAAUCUUAGCACUCAUCUUCCUCUUCUUUGCCAUUUCAUGGUACUUUUCCUAUGAAGAAGUUGUUGAAACUGCUGAAGAACAAUUUGGUUGGGUACUAUUUGCUACCCCAGUGGUGCUAAUACUAAUAGUUCGUUGGUUAUCUUCUAUGGAGAAUUCAGAGUGGUUCUCUGCUUCGUUACCUUGGGAGAGUCGCAGGAGAACCCACCAAGGCCCUUCAGAAGGAAGCUCUCCAUGGGGUGUGGCUGCUUUGAUCCUGGUGCUGCUCAUAAUGGCUCAAUACCAAUCAAACUUUCUUAAUAGCUGGUUUGUGUGAUUUGAAAAUUUUCUCUAUAUGUUUGUUUUACCUUUCUGUGUCUUUUUAUCUUUGCUCAUAACUUAAAGUUAGUGUAAAAAUCCUGAGUUUUGUAAUUCUUAAAUAUGUAGAUACAGACGUGAUGAUGCCUGUGUAAAUAUAUAUGAAAGUGUUCAGGGUGAUUUCACAUUUUUA
This is a messenger RNA of Vigna radiata var. radiata (mung bean), 882 nucleotides long. RefSeq lists its product as uncharacterized. NCBI's taxonomy places the organism in Eukaryota, Viridiplantae, Streptophyta, Magnoliopsida, Fabales, Fabaceae. The record is from RefSeq and is a predicted model, not a curated record. The transcript has a single exon. Bases 319 to 708 code for a protein of 129 amino acids.